AUGCAUCCGUACCAGGUGGAAAUUGAUGAAGCCUUGGCGGCGUCUCUGCUGUAUGAUUCACCUGAAUCGACAAUUCAUAAUGGAGUUAUUGCAAGGCCUUUUCAACAACAAGAACAAGUGAAUUAUUGGCAUUAUGGUCGUUUUUGUCCUCCUCCACGUUUUGUUUGUCCGUACUGUCCUGGUGAAGUCUUUCACGUACAUCAUGGUGUUGCUUCGACUAGUGGUGGAUUUACUGGCCAUAGCUAUGGCAAUAGCUCUCGAGACUGGUAUACACAUAGACGUGAUUACUCGGAUAUCGGGUCAAAUAGUGGACAUGAUCAUUCUGAAAAUUUGACCACUGAGGAACUAAAUAUUAUAGAAUCAGUGGGAAACGUCGAUAGAGGAUUAUCUGAAUCGAAAAUCUCUCGAUUACCAACUCAUAAGUACGGACAAAAACCCAAAUUCAGGUGGUGGUGGCAAAAGAAAAAGAAGUUUGUCGCCGAUGAUACUCGAUGUUCGAUAUGCCUAGUCGACUAUGAGAAGGGAGAUAAGAUAACUACUUUGCCACCGUGUAAUCAUAUUUACCACAAGGAUUGCAUUGCACAGUGGUUGAAAAAAAGCACGAUAUGUUGUGUGUGCACACGUGAGGUCUAUAUUUAG
Eutrema salsugineum is the source of this 639-nucleotide messenger RNA. Its product is annotated as E3 ubiquitin-protein ligase Os04g0590900. The record is from RefSeq and is a predicted model, not a curated record. Gene Ontology annotation, biological process: protein ubiquitination; negative regulation of organ growth. The transcript is spliced from 6 exons. The coding region runs from base 1 to 639 and encodes 212 amino acids. NCBI's taxonomy places the organism in Eukaryota, Viridiplantae, Streptophyta, Magnoliopsida, Brassicales, Brassicaceae. Gene Ontology annotation, molecular function: ubiquitin conjugating enzyme binding; ubiquitin-protein transferase activity.